Molecule: messenger RNA, 816 nt
Organism: Trichomonas vaginalis G3
Lineage: Eukaryota; Parabasalia; Trichomonadida; Trichomonadidae
Product: disulfide-isomerase A6 family
Exons: 1
Coding region: 1-816 (271 amino acids)
Source: RefSeq, a predicted model, not a curated record
AUGAUUAAGUUCAUUUCACUCGAUAUUGAAGAAAAUCCAAAACUAGCCCAUUUACAUACUGUUCGUCAAGCACCUGCUUUUAGAAUUAUCACAAGUUCAUCAUCCGUCGAAUAUCGUGACGAACAUGUAGCCGAUGCUUUCAUUAAAGCAGCAACAAAAUACAUCAAAAAUUACGCUCAAACAAUUGAUGCAUCAUGGGCUCCGUCAGCAAAAACACCACUAUCUGCAAUACUUAUAACAAAUAAGAAGGCAGUUCCUCCAUAUUGGGCGGCUCUUUCGAAUAAAUAUUAUGAAGCCAACAUUAGAAUAGGUGUAAACCGAAACCCAGCCAUAACAGAGCUUUUUGGUGUCAAAGAGCAGAAUUGCAUCUUAUUUGUUUUCAAUAAUAUUGUUUCAGUUUAUGAAGGUCAGCUUACAUUCACAGCAAUCGAUGAAGCUCUGGAGAAAUUCGUUGCUAAUCCAAGCCAAAGUGGAACUACUGAUACAUUGAUCGGAGAACUCGAUUCUAAAGAAAGAAUCGAUACUCUCUGCCAUAAUACAGGAAAAGUAUGCGUUCUUGAAGCAUCACAAGAGCCAUCAAAUGAAUACCGUGAUGCAGCAACAAAUAACAAAGAUGAUCGAUUUAAAUUUUACGUUUGUGGCAAAAAUUGUCCGUUCAACAACAUGAAAGGAUACUAUAUCUUCCAUCAUCGUAACGAUAAGGCAAUGAAAGUCGAAACAAUUCAAGAGCUUCCUACUGCUUUAGAUCAUGUCGUUGAUGGAACUGCAAGAUAUUCACUUUAUCAGAGGCUGUUCAAGAAUAAUGAAGAUUUGUAA